This is a messenger RNA of Paramecium octaurelia, 343 nucleotides long. The record is from the annotation of a GenBank genome assembly. NCBI's taxonomy places the organism in Eukaryota, Ciliophora, Oligohymenophorea, Peniculida, Parameciidae.
UAUUUAAAAAAGAAUGAAAGAAUCUUAAAAAACUAUAACCAAAAAUUUAGUCAUCAUUUUAAUCAACUAAUUCCUACAAUAUGGGAAUUCAAAAAUAAUAAACCUUGGGGAUUAGAAGAACGGAGAAAAGCCACAAAUCUCAAGAGCAUCUACAAGAAAUGCUGAUGAAAAAUAAUAAUAGAAAAGCAUAUCAGAAGAAAAAAAGAAUUCAAAAUCAAAUCUAUUACUAAAAACAGAAAGAAAAACAAAAGUAGGCUAUCUAUAAAUAACAAGGAUUUAAUAAAUAAUUUUCAAAGUCAGACCAUUGAUGAUCCCAAAUCAGAAUACUAUAAAUGAUCAAUGA